AUGGCCAAUUCAAAGGGUCGCCCUAUUGUCUCACUAACUACUUCAAAUACAUUCACACACAAAACAUGGAGGUACAUUGCUACCAUUGUGUUAGUGUUGUUAGCAUUCUUGAGUAUUAGCUCUUCUCUCGCAGUGGAAGGAAAAAAAGUACUGGAAUUAAUUGGACACAGAGGAGCUCCAAAUUUAAGACCUGAGCAUAGUUAUGAAUCCUAUUUAUUAGCCUAUCAACAAGGUGCUGAUUAUAUUGAAUUUGAUGUCAUGCCAUCCAAAGAUGGUGUUUUAAUGGUUUCACAUAGUAAUGAGCUUUCGGAAAUAACCAACGUUGCUCAUGUUUCAAAGUUUGCCAGUAAAAAGACAACCAAAGUAGUUGACUUUAAAACCUAUAAGGGAUGGUUUAUGGAAGAUUUCACACUCUCAGAAUUAUACGAAUUACGUUUGAGACAAAGAUAUCCCAAACCAAGAGGAACCAAAUUUGACAAUCUCUUUCAAAUGCUGACAUUGGAAGAGGCAAUGGACUACAUUCUUGCCCUCACUCCUGUCAAUGGAACCACUAUCAAACUCUACAUUGAAACAAAACAUCCAACAUACUUUAAACAGGUGUUAAAUGUUGAUGUGAAUCAAAUGUUGGUCGAUGUUUUGACCAAGUACAACUAUUUGGAGCAUACCAUGUUUGAAUCGUUUGAGAUUUCGAGUAUGGCUGCAAUGAAAAACAUACUUUCACAGAGAAAUAUUGCACCACUCGGUUUUGUUCUCUUGCUAUUUUCUAAUGAAACAAGACAAGCCGAUAAUGGAAGAUAUUAUGGAGAGUAUUUGACAGAGAGUGGAAUUGAUUUGGCAAAGAGUAUGGGAAUAACUGGAUUUGGGCCGGCAUGGAGUCUGGUUACGAAACCUUGGGUUGAUCUGGUCCAUCAACGAUCCAUGAUUAUUCAUCCAUAUACUUACAGACCUGAAGAAUACUUUUUGAAGGAUACACCAUACAUGACCUUUUCAGAAUUUAUUGGAAGUGCUUUGGAGCUUGGAGUUGAUGGAGUUUUCACAGAAGAUAUUACUCAGACAAGGGAAAUUGUAGAGGCAUAUGAAUCUGAUAACUCACUCCAAACAAUUUUAAUCAUUGGUGGAGUAAUGGCAUUGGUUUUGAUUAUAGUUUUUACUGCCUCAUUGUUUGUUGCUUAUUUUUGUGGAAUGAGAAAGAGUAAGAAUUCAUCCUCUAUUAAUAUUUAUCAACAAGAGGAACAAGUUGGCCUCACAGGGAAACCAUCUACUUUCGUUUAUCAACAAGAAUAA
Naegleria gruberi is the source of this 1284-nucleotide messenger RNA. RefSeq lists its product as uncharacterized. The transcript is spliced from 2 exons. Lineage: Eukaryota; Heterolobosea; Eutetramitea; Acrasida; Naegleriidae. Gene Ontology annotation, biological process: lipid metabolic process. Gene Ontology annotation, molecular function: glycerophosphodiester phosphodiesterase activity. The record is from RefSeq and is a predicted model, not a curated record. Bases 1 to 1284 code for a protein of 427 amino acids. Gene Ontology annotation, cellular component: periplasmic space.